AUCGUCUAAAAUCUAUCCCCCAUGAAACACCAACAAAGCUCGGAUUGAUUCAAAUAUUUCGCGCCAUUAAUUAAACCAGAUUUAGAGAAUGUUUUAUGGUCAAAAUCAACAUCAACUUGUUUAUUCUCAAUGACAAAGCUGAUCUUUCUAUGGAGAACUUUGUCCAACAUGGGACCAAAUGCAUUGGCGUGGCCGCUAAUUAUAGGUCUCUUCUAAAAGUCCUUAACAGAUCAACGCCAGAUGUUCCAGACUUUUUCAUGAAGCCCCCUAGUUCUUAUAUAACGGAAGGACAAAAAAUAAUUAUACCUAAAGGUUUCUCUGUUAACGAAGAAAUCGAACUGGGAGUGGUAAUAGGAAAACAUGGGAGAAAAGUGUCUGAAUGCAAGGCAAUGGAUAUAGUUGGUGGAUACUGUCUAGCUUUGGACAUGACCGCUACUUGCAGACUUGGCCUAGCCAGACAAACUGGUGGAAGUUGGACAUUAGGAAAAGGUUUUGAUACAGCCUGUCCUGUGAGCAAAUUCAUUCCAAAAUCACAAAUACCCGAUCCGCACAAUGUGGAAUUAUGGUGCACUGUAAAUGGAGUGGAAAAACAGCGCGGCAACACCGACGACUUAGUUUUCAAUAUUCCCUUCCUGAUUUCGUACAUUUCCGAAUAUAUUACGCUUGAACCGAACGAUGUGAUCAUAACAGGAUCUCCGCCUGGAAUGGGGCCUGUUACGAAGGGCGACGUUAUAGCAGGAGGCAUUACUGGGGGUGAGAGCAUGAAAUUUGAUGUUGAUGCUGAAUAAACAUAGUAAUACAUUAUUAUCAUCAUUAUUAAUAAAGAAAGCCGUUCACAAGGUU
Molecule: messenger RNA, 843 nt
Organism: Dendroctonus ponderosae (mountain pine beetle)
Lineage: Eukaryota; Metazoa; Arthropoda; Insecta; Coleoptera; Curculionidae
Product: acylpyruvase FAHD1, mitochondrial
Exons: 6
Coding region: 96-788 (230 amino acids)
Cellular component (GO): mitochondrion
Molecular function (GO): acetylpyruvate hydrolase activity
Source: RefSeq, a predicted model, not a curated record